AUCGCAUACGUAUGAGUUAAAUUCCAAGGCUAUUAUUACUUAUUAUUAUUAAUCAGUAUGUUGGUAAAUAAAAAAUAAAAAAUAUAAUAAUCAUUUAGGUACUGUGUACUUGAUUUUUUUUUACGAAGCAUUUUUAAAAUUUUUUUUCGUUAUAAUUAUAAUCUACCUUGUGAUGAUGAUAAUGAUGAUGAUGAUGUACUGAUAGUGUCAGAAUAUUAAUUAAAUAAUAUUAUCCAAUACAUCAAUAAUAAUUAGAACAGAAAAAAAAAAAUUAUAAUAUAUUGAUAAUAUUGCAUGAAUUGCAAUAAUUAAUUUUAAUUAUAUCUACAGUCAGCCAACAUAUUCCAUAUAGGCAUUAAUAUAAUAUUAAAAAAUAAUAGCCAAAAAAAUGUCAUCAGAAUUAAGAUUUGAUGGAAAAGUUGUUGUUGUAACUGGAUCAGGUGCUGGUCUUGGACGUGCAUAUGCAUUGGCAUUUGCAGCUCGUGGUGCAAAGGUCGUUAUAAAUGAUUUAGGAUCAGGUCGUCAUGGUGAUGGAUCAAGUACAAAGGUUGCUGAUCAAGUUGUUGAUGAAAUAACAAAAAAUGGUGGUAUUGCUGUUGCAAAUUAUGAUUCAGUACUUGAUGGUGAUAAAAUUAUUAAAACAGCAAUUGAUGCAUUUGGUAAAAUUGAUAUAUUAAUUAAUAAUGCUGGUAUACUUAGAGAUAAAUCAUUUGUUAAAAUGUCUGAUAAUGAUUGGAAUAUAAUCCAAGAUGUACACUUGAAAGGCUCAAUGAAAACAACACAUGCUGCAUGGCCAUAUUUUCGAAAACAAAAAUAUGGUAAAAUUAUAUUUACAUCAUCAAAUGCUGCACUUUAUGGUAAUUUUGGACAAGCAAAUUAUAGUGCAGCUAAAAUGGGACUUAUUGGACUUGCAAAUACACUUUCAAUUGAAGGACAAAGUUCAAACAUUUCAACAAAUGUCAUUGUACCAACUGCUGGCUCACGUUUAACUGAGGGUAUUGUUCCACCUGAUUUUUGGAAAGAACUUAAACCAGAAUUAAUUGCACCAAUUGUACUCUGGCUUUGUCAUGAUGAUUGUCAAGAAAAUGGUUCAAUUAUUGAGUCAGCUCUUGGUUGGGCUGGUAAAUGUCAUAUUGUAAGAUCAAAUGGUGUUAUUUUACGUAAAAAUAUUAAUGAUCCAGUAACACUUGAAGCUGUAAGAGACAAUUGGUCAUCUGUAACUGAUAUGUCAAAUGCUCAACGUUUUGAAACAAUUGCUGAAGAAGCUGCUGAUCUUAUGGGUGUUGUUGAUAAAUUAUCACAAAGUUCACAACAAACUGACAAAACAUAUUCUGUUAAACAUACGUAUAAUUUUAAAGAUGCAAUAUUAUAUGCACUCAGUAUUGGUGCAUCAAUAAAAGAUCCACGUGAAUUUCGUUAUUUGUAUGAAAGCAAUGAUAAUUUUAGUGUUUUUCCAACGUACUAUGUUGUGUAUGGACCACUUGCUGCUUUUGAAACUACAUUAAUACAUGAUAGUUUACAAAGAGAUGAUAUUAAUCUUGCUGGUGCUGUACAUGGUGAACAAUAUUUAAAAGUUUUAAAGACAAUACCAGUUGAGGCAAAUGUCGAGACACGAGUUUAUUUUCAAGAUAUUCUUGAUAAAGGAAGACAUGCAUUUGUAUUGAUAAAACAUGAAACAUAUGAAGUUGAUAGUGGUGAUAAAAUAUCAGAAGGACAAAUUGUUGCUAUAUUUCAAGGUGCUGGUGGUUUUGGUGGUAAAAAAAAAUCAAUUCAUGAAAUACCAUCAUAUGAAAUGCCAAAACGUAAAGCUGAUUUUACAGUUAUACAAAAAACUAGUGUUGAACAAGCAGCAUUUUAUAGAUUAACAUCUGGUGAUACAAAUCCACUUCAUAUUGAUCCAGAUGUUGCUAAAAUGGUUGGCUUUAAACAACCAAUUCAACAUGGUUUAUGUUCACUUGGUUUUUCAGUUAGACAUGUUCUAAAUACAUUUGCAUCUGGUGAUUCAAAAUUGUUUGAUUGUUUACGUGCUAGAUUUAGCAAACCAGUUAUUCCUGGUCAAACAUUGAAAACUGAUAUGUGGCGAGAAGGAAAUAGAAUACAUUUUCAAACUACAACUGUUGAAACUAAUACACCUGUUAUAACAUUUGCUCAUGUUGACCUGAAAGACAUCAAAAUAUCUGAAUUUGCAUCAAAACUUUAAAUAAUAUUGUUGAAUAAUUAUAAAAUUAUUAUCAUAGAUUUAUCAGGGAAUCAGGUGGUUUUUUUUUAUUGGGUGGAAAGGAGAAAUUUUUUAUUUUAUAUUUACUGGUGUAGUGUUUUUAUAUGUUUGUUGAAAAUUUUUUAUUAUAAUAAAUAAAUAAAAGGUUUUAUUGGUACUUCAUUUACUUGUGGUAUCUAAAAUUUAU
Molecule: messenger RNA, 2405 nt
Organism: Aphidius gifuensis
Lineage: Eukaryota; Metazoa; Arthropoda; Insecta; Hymenoptera; Braconidae
Gene: Mfe2
Product: peroxisomal multifunctional enzyme type 2
Exons: 2
Coding region: 389-2200 (603 amino acids)
Molecular function (GO): oxidoreductase activity
Source: RefSeq, a predicted model, not a curated record